Molecule: messenger RNA, 3944 nt
Organism: Salmo salar (Atlantic salmon)
Lineage: Eukaryota; Metazoa; Chordata; Actinopteri; Salmoniformes; Salmonidae
Product: cAMP-dependent protein kinase type I-alpha regulatory subunit
Biological process (GO): negative regulation of cAMP-dependent protein kinase activity
Cellular component (GO): cAMP-dependent protein kinase complex; cytosol
Molecular function (GO): cAMP-dependent protein kinase inhibitor activity; protein kinase A catalytic subunit binding; cAMP binding
Source: RefSeq, a predicted model, not a curated record
CUCACAUGUCAGAACGAGGCGAAUUGACGUCAAUGACGGCUCGUGAUUGGUCCUAAACCCGUAUCCGGUGGGGCAGCGGUCCAAGGAUUUGGAAAAGUCGAAGGGAGAAAUUUGGUACGCUUGUGGAAAUAACAUCCAAAACCGAGUCAUUGACGAAGGGCUCGGUAAGAAUUCGCGGGUUCUUUUCAAAGGUCAGAGUUUGUUUACCAGGCCGUAGCGGAGCAGGAGCACAUCGUGAUGGCGUCGAGCAGUACGAGCAGUGAGGAGGAGAGGAGUCUGAGGGAGUGUGAGCUCUACGUGCAGAAACACAACAUCCAGCAGCUGCUGAAGGACUGCAUCGUCCAGCUGUGUACCUCCAGGCCUGACAGACCCAUGGCCUUCCUCAGAGAGUACUUUGAGAGGCUGGAGAAGGAGGAGGCCAAGCAGAUCCUAAACCAGCAGAAGGCCAGCAGCCGUUCUGACUCCAGGGAUGAGGAGGUGUCUCCUCCCAUGAACCCCGUUGUCAAGGGUCGCCGGCGGAGAGGAGCCAUCAGCGCUGAGGUCUACACAGAGGAGGACGCUGCAUCCUAUGUCAGAAAGGUCAUUCCUAAAGACUACAAAACAAUGGCUGCCCUGGCUAAAGCUAUCGAAAAGAAUGUGCUUUUCUCUCACUUGGAUGACAACGAGAGGAGUGACAUAUUUGAUGCCAUGUUUUCAGUUACCUACAUCGCUGGAGAGACUAUCAUUAUGCAAGGUGAUGAGGGGGAUAAUUUCUACGUCAUCGACCAAGGAGAGACGGAUGUACGUCUCUUUGAUGUGUAUGUCAACAAUGAGUGGGUGACCAAUAUCGGGGAGGGGGGCAGCUUUGGAGAGUUGGCCCUGAUCUACGGGACCCCCAGGGCUGCCACCGUCCGAGCCAAGACCAACGUCAAACUGUGGGGCAUCGACAGAGACAGCUACAGGAGGAUACUCAUGGGCAGCACAUUGAGGAAGAGGAAGAUGUACGAGGAGUUCCUCAGCAAAGUCUCCAUCUUAGAGUCUCUGGACAAAUGGGAGCGUCUGACGGUGGCUGACUCUCUGGAGCCGGUGCAGUUUGAUGACGGACAGAAGAUCGUGGUGCAGGGAGAGCCUGGCGACGAGUUCUUCAUCAUACUGGAGGGUUCUGCAGCUGUGUUGCAGCGUCGCUCUGAGAACGAGGAGUUUGUGGAAGUUGGGAGGUUACAACCGUCUGACUACUUUGGUGAGAUUGCCCUGCUGAUGAACCGUCCCCGUGCUGCCACUGUGGUCGCCCGCGGUCCUCUGAAGUGUGUGAAGCUGGACCGACCGCGGUUCGAGCGUGUCCUGGGACCCUGCUCGGACAUUCUGAAACGCAACAUCCAACAGUACAACAGCUUCGUGUCACUGUCUGUCUGAGGGGUUUCCCCACCUCCUGUAACCCCAUAACACACCCUACCCCCACACCCUAAUCCCCGAUGUAACCCCAUAACACACACACUCCCCGUACCCCCUAAUCCCCAGUGUAACCCCAUAACACACCCACUCCCUGUACCCCCCACCCCUAAUCCCCUAUGUAACCCCAUAACACACCCCCUACCCCUGUACCCACCCCUAAUCCCUGAUGUAACCCCAUAACCCACCCCUAAUCCCUGAUGUAACCCCAUAACACACCCCCUACCCACCCCCUAAUCCCUGAUGUAACCCCAUAACACACCCCCUACCCCUGUACCCACCCCCUAAUCCCUGAUGUAACCCCAUAACACACCCCCUACCCCUGUACCCACCCCCUAAUCCCUGAUGUAACCCCAUAACGCCUCCUCUUUUAGAACCAGGGUCCACCAAUGCAAUUUUGCUUUAAUGUCACUUAAAAUGAUCUUCCAUUUGCUUUGACAUUUUUUUUUACUCAUCUAAAUGUUAUGCUACCCAUCACCUAGCUAUCAUAGUCACCUAUAGGAGCACAGUUAUGUUACAGUUUAAAUGUACCAAAUUCAUAUGGUUUGCUUUCACUGCCUUCACUGAAUCUAGAAUUGUUUUCCUCUAGUUUAAACACGAGCAGUGAUUAGUAGGGGAUUGGCCAAGGUUAGGACAGGCCAAUGAUAAGAUGGGACAAUCAAACGUAACAUGGUGAAGUAAGCGUCCAUGUUGAAUAUUGUUCAGAUAUUUUUAACUAGUUCGGUUUCAAUAAAUAUGUGUCAAUGUUGACAUCUUUACAAAAUAAUUCAUAAAAUUGUACUUUUUAGAAUUACAAGAAUGCUGGGAGCAUAAUGAUUGCAUCUAAUUUGUUAUGUAGCUUUCAUGCAAUGAUAAUCGAUGGUUAUCCUCCAUUGUUACUGUACAUUAAAUCGCAGACAUUUUUACAUUUUCUCAUAUUGUUUCCAUUGAUUGGUCCAUCAAUCCAAUUCACUGUUAUUUUAUCUAGUUUGAGAGAGUUUGUACAACUUAAUGCAACCAGAAAGCUUUCUGUUGGACAGCUACCAAACUAGUGCUAAAUGUUGGUAAUUGUUCUUAUUCUGUCAGAAGCAGUGGAACUCAAAACAGGAAGUAUCACCAUGUUAACACUCACCUCUGAUUUGUUGGUACAUUAUUGGCUACAAUAGGGGGGGGGAAAGAUUAUUAAAUGGUUUUCAGUAUUCAGCAUUUUUCAGUAUACACCAAAUAACUUAAUCGCUAUGUUUUUAAACAGAAUUAUUAUUACAUAGUUAUGACAAUUAAAGUUAUCUUUAUUGACUGAACGAACUAAUGUUAUGGUUUGGAGUGAUGGUAAAGUUAAGUACGUUUAAAUGUCUUUUUGUAAAUGCUUAUUUUUCCAUAAAUUCUAUUUUAGGUGUUCAGUGCCACAGCGUAAAUAAAUGCUUAUUCUUGCCAGCCGACAAAACAGUAUGUAGUUGUAUUGUGACAGUCAUGGGUUAACCUCUUAAAAGUAGGCGAAAGGGCUUUAAAGUAAUUAACAUAAAUCUGAAUUGUAGAUGGGUUUUAAGACUUAAUUAUUUAUGUAUUUGAGCGCAAAAUUGAAGUGUAAGAAAGCAUCCCAACUGUGGUAAUUCAGACAUCAGAUUAAAUUGUCAUGAGUUUUACGAUUAUAUCUUUAUUUUAAAGCAGCUUCGCUGUUAAAGCAUAGUGAAAAUGAUUUGAAUGUGUUUUUGAAAUGAUCUGUUAUCUACUCUAUGCCUACCUACAGCAUAGUGUAAAGUGAUGAGAUGGUGUGAAUGAAAUGGUAUUCUCAAACUGCCCCUGUCGAUCAAACAGUUGGUCAUUCACUCAGCUUCACCCCUUGAAUCUUAAGAAAACACGUCAUUAGCUAUUUUUCUUCUAACUCCUGCAGAAAUCUAUGCCUGCCUCACAGCUUGCCCCUCACCCCUUUCUAACAGAAAGGACCCUUACAUACGGUAAUGCUUUUAUCCCUUUCUGAGGUAUUGUCUUUGUUUAGGCUCUGUCAUGUUUCCAAUUUUAAUCUUAUGUACAAAACAGUAUGGCUGACUGGAUGGAUGGACUUGUGUAACCGUAUGUAUGUUCAAAACCAAUCAACAUGAUACUGAGUCGAUUGCAGUGUUGCCUACUUGGUUCAAAACUUUUGUAUUGCUUUCAGAUUGUUGAUGUUCUGGAAUAUUGCAGGUGUCUAUUUGCUGACAGUUCACAACCCACCAGUGGUUUGCUGGUGUUUCUUCACAUAGAACUACUGAUAUGGUAAAACACAUCACAAGAUUAGUGCUCACUAGUAGGCACACUGCAAUCCACCCGGUUUGCCUUAGCUUAUGUAACCCGGGCAUAGACACUCCUGCUAGCCUGACCUUCAGCAAGUUUGCGGGGCCUGCAGCAGGCUCUGAUAGCUGCAGGUCAUCUGAGGACCAUUCUUUUUCUAUUCUACCCAAUGACUGUACUCUGUUUGACUUCCUGUAUGUGCAAAGACGUUUAUCCUUUUGGUAUAGAUUGUUCCAGAUGGCAGUUUAAGCAAUAAAAAGGUAAAAUUA